Daucus carota subsp. sativus is the source of this 2690-nucleotide messenger RNA. RefSeq names its product O-fucosyltransferase 35. The transcript has 9 exons. Gene Ontology annotation, cellular component: cytoplasm; chloroplast; Golgi apparatus. The coding region runs from base 263 to 2191 and encodes 642 amino acids. Lineage: Eukaryota; Viridiplantae; Streptophyta; Magnoliopsida; Apiales; Apiaceae. The record is from RefSeq and is a predicted model, not a curated record.
AUCUGUCUCAAAAACGUUCUAGAUUUUAUAAACUCACACAAUUAUAAUUCCCCCGUCUGCAUAAACCAUCUUCACUUUACCUCUGUAAUAAUUCCCACAUUCUCUCACUAUCUCUCUCCAGAGAUAAGACUCGUAAGAUUCUUCUGCAAGAUCCACCAUUAAUUCAUCGUCAAUUUUGAAUUCAUCAUCUCCAUCUUUUCCCAUCAAUAAAGUGUAUUACACACACUGACACACACACAAGGUCAUACUACUAUAUGGUCACAUGGGUCACCCGAAUAACCACCAAUCCAGUGGCAGCACCGAUGGCAGCAGCGGCAUAUCUAAACGAGUCAACAGUCCUCGAUUUUCCGGUCCAAUGACUCGCCGUGCUCAAUCUUUUAAACGCAACACCACCGCCACUACCCAAAUUAAUAACAAUAACAACAAUAAUAGUAGUACUAAUAAUACCCAAUACGAGAUUGACCUCCCAGUCAACUCACCUAGAUCUGAACUCGCUGCUUCUGCUGAUGGGUUUGAUUCAAACGCUGAAAAGAAACAACCCCAUUAUCACAAUUUGACACAGAGACUUCACACUAAGAAGCAUGAUGGAGGAACAAUGGCAAUUAGUGUUGAUUUGAUUUUGGGCGGGAAGAAGAAGUUAGGACAGUGGAUGUUCUUUGUGUUUUGUGGGCUGUGUUUGUUUUUGGGGGUUUUCAAGAUUUGUGCUAAUGGCUGGUUUGGAUCUGUUAUUCAAAGAGUGGGCUCUCCUCAGGAUUCAUUUUACUCCAUGGACACUGGUAUGAAUAGAAUAGAUAAACAAUCCCAUAGUAAAGGUUUAAUGGAUCAUGAGAAUGAAGCUGGAACUGAGGGCUUCGAUGUUGAACGAACUCUGAAUACGGUAGCAUCAGGUUCUGUUGGAAUCAGGGACAGCAUGGCUAAUCAUUCAGGUAUCUGGUUGAAACCCAACAGUGACAACUUUACUCAGUGCAUUGAGCGGCCUAAAAGUCAUCAACUGCUAGAUGCAAAUACCAGUGGAUUUCUUCUCAUAAAUGCAAACGGUGGCUUGAAUCAGAUGAGAUUUGGGAUCUGUGAUAUGGUUGCUGUUGCCAAGAUAAUAAAGGCAACACUUGUCCUUCCUUCCCUCGAUCACACUUCGUAUUGGGCUGAUGAAAGUGGCUUUAAAGAUCUGUUUGAUUGGCAAUACUUCAUUGAGACUCUGAAAGAUGACAUUCAUAUAGUUGAGGCAUUACCACCUGCAUAUGCUGAAUUAGAACCUUUCUCGAAGACACCGAUUUCUUGGUCGAAGGCUAGCUAUUAUAAGUUGGAGGUCACACCACUUCUGAAGCAGCACAAAGUGAUAUAUUUUACCCACACUGAUUCUCGAAUCGCAAAUAAUGGUCUACCUAAUUCAAUACAAAAAUUACGCUGCCGUGUGAAUUACAGAGCAUUAAAAUAUUCAGCGCCAAUUGAAGAUCUUGGAAAAGUCUUGGUUUCAAGAAUGACACAGAAUGGAAACCCUUACCUUGCUUUGCAUCUAAGGUAUGAGAAGGAUAUGCUUGCAUUCACAGGCUGCAGUCACGGUUUGACAGCAGAAGAAGAUGAUGAACUUCGUAGGAUGCGCUAUGAGGUCAGUCACUGGAAAGAAAAAGAGAUCGACGCGUCCGAGAGAAGGCAGCUUGGUGGCUGCCCUUUAACCCCUAGAGAGACAUCUCUUUUACUUAAAGGAUUGGGCUAUCCAUCCAGCACUAGAAUUUACUUAGUUGCUGGUGAAGCUUUUGGAAAUGGAAGCAUGCAACAUCUUGUGGAAGAUUACCCAAACAUCUUCUCCCAUUCAACUCUAUCUACAGAUGAUGAACUGAGACCUUUUAGGAAUCACCAGAACAUGCUGGCUGGUUUGGACUAUGUUGUUGCCCUGCAGAGUGAUGUUUUUGUUUACACCUAUGAUGGUAACAUGGCUAAGGCAGUUCAAGGACAUAGGAGAUUUGAGGACUUCAAAAAGACUAUUAAUCCUGACAGAAUGAAUUUUGUGAAAAUUGUUGACGACUUUGAUCAAGGAAAAAUUUCCUGGAAAAAAUUCUCCUCCAAAGUGAAAAAGCUUCACAAGGACCGAAUGGGAGCACCGUAUAUGAGGGAACCUGGUGAAUUCCCCAAGCUUGAAGAGAGCUUUUAUGCAAACCCCAUGCCUGGAUGUCUUUGUGAGAAAAACAGAUGAAGGGCGGACUGUCACCAACUUGUAUUUCACCAAGGCUGAUGCUAAAUGGCUAAAGGAUUGAAUAGUUCUUAUCGAGUACUGGGCUUAGCUUCUGAAAUUAAUAGAGAAUUUGAUUGGCGGGAGGAUAUACACAAUUUUUUUUUGAAGUUGUGAAGUUGGAGCAUAGCAUGUAGAUGCAGGGGUGACUGAGGAAGUCCAGAGCAUAUAUUCAGGUUUCACAAAUCAGAAACUCAGUGGUUUUGAUGUUAUAAUUUAUACUUGUUGGUCUAGACUAUGGAGUACCAACUACAUACGAAUUACAUUAUACAAGUUUACGCGGAUUAUUGAAAUCCAUAAAGAAGAAUAUUACAGCCAGUUACUAGCCUGUCAUUCGGCUUGGUUAUUUUUGUUUAUUUAUUUACGCAAUAGGCACCAAGGAAGUAAUCAAAGUAGUGUGGAAAAGUGUUGUCAUUUUGUCAAUCAAGCGGAAUUCCUGCAUAAACAACAAUUUUCAUUUCCA